Molecule: messenger RNA, 718 nt
Organism: Thrips palmi
Lineage: Eukaryota; Metazoa; Arthropoda; Insecta; Thysanoptera; Thripidae
Product: protein bunched, class 1/class 3/D/E isoforms-like
Exons: 3
Coding region: 218-694 (158 amino acids)
Biological process (GO): regulation of transcription by RNA polymerase II
Source: RefSeq, a predicted model, not a curated record
GUUUUGACGUUUUUCAUUUUUCGCUGUGCACGCGGCGCGCGGGGCUUAUCGUUGCAAGGCAAAUCCCACAAACACAUGGUGGUGUGUGCCCUUUCCACUAUCGUCUGCCAUAACACCGACCAGCCAUCGGAGCCAUCGGCCGAAAAAAAAAAGAAAGAAAAGAGAAGCGCCAUAGACUUCGAGAUAAUCGAGUUAUCUAUCGCGUCCACCGAAUGGCAUGACUCGAUCAUUUCGCCACGAGCAACGCGGAAACGGCGCUAAUUUGUGGAGAGAUGCACCAAUUGUUGACUGGCUGCAGACGACCCGCGAAGCGCUGGCCAUAGCCCCGAUGAUCUCGGCCCGGAUUGGGAGCUCCGUGACCUUGGCGCUCUCCGUGACCUUGCGGCGCCGCCACACUCGACCAAUGAUGCUCACUGCCUCGGGUGCCAGCGCUGUCGCCAUCGACAACAAGAUCGAGCAGGCCAUGGACCUCGUCAAGAGCCACCUCAUGUUCGCCGUCCGCGAGGAGGUGGAGGUGCUCAAGGACAAGAUCGCCGAGCUGAUGGACCGCAUCAACCAGCUGGAGCUGGAGAACUCGAUCCUGAAGGCGCACGCCACGCAGGAGACGCUGGAGCAGCUGGUGGCGGGCAAGGCGGUGAUGGACGUGCCGCCGGCCGCCGCGCCCGAGCAGCAGAACGGCAUCGCCACGCCCUGAAGAGGCGGCCACCCCGCCCCGCCG